Messenger RNA from Rhea pennata, 984 nucleotides. RefSeq names its product olfactory receptor 52R1-like. The transcript has a single exon. Gene Ontology annotation, cellular component: plasma membrane. The coding region runs from base 1 to 984 and encodes 327 amino acids. Gene Ontology annotation, molecular function: G protein-coupled receptor activity; olfactory receptor activity. NCBI's taxonomy places the organism in Eukaryota, Metazoa, Chordata, Aves, Rheiformes, Rheidae. Gene Ontology annotation, biological process: G protein-coupled receptor signaling pathway. The record is from RefSeq and is a predicted model, not a curated record.
AUGUCAUCUCUGAACUCUACCGCCUUCUCCCACUCUCCCACUUUCCUCCUGGCUGGCAUCCCCGGCCUGGAGAAGGAGCAGUUCUGGAUUGCCUUCCCCUUCAGCAUUAUGUAUGCCGUUGCUGUGCUGGGGAACAUCACCCUGCUUGUCUUCAUAAAGACAGAGCCAAGCCUGCACGAGCCCAUGUACCUCUUCCUGGCCAUGCUGGCCUUCACUGACCUCGUCCUCUCCACAUCCUCUCUACCCAAAAUGCUCAGCAUCUUCUGGACAGGCUCUGGGCAGAUCGGGUUUCUCUCCUGCCUUACUCAGUUGUUUUUCAUCCACACCUUCUCGUCAGUGGAGUCGGGAGUGCUCAUGGCCAUGGCCUGGGAUCGCUACAUUGCCAUCUGCUACCCACUCCGGCACUCCACCAUCCUCUCCAUGCCGGUGGUGCUGACCCUGGGGAGCGUGGUGCUGGUGCGUGGGGUCGUCCUCGUCAGUCCCAUGUGCUUCCUGCUCCGCAGGAUGUCCUUCUGCCAGCAGCACGUCAUCUCCCACUCCUACUGCGAGCACAUGGCUGUGGUGAAGCUGGCAUGCGGGGAGACCAGAGUCAGUGUCGUUUAUGGCCUCUUUGUGGCUUUUGUGGUGGCUGGGUUUGAUGUGACUCUGAUUGUUGUGUCCUACACUGUGAUCCUUCGAGCAGUAAUGAGGCUGCCAUCCACAGAGGCAAGGCUCAAGGCCUUCAGCACUUGUGCAUCCCACGUCUGUGUCAUCUUGGCACUUUACAUCCCUGCCCUCUUUACGUUCCUCACCCACCGGUUUGGCCAGAGCAUCCCUCACCAUGUCCAUAUACUGGUGGCCAAUCUCUACCUGCUGGUGCCCCCCAUGUUAAACCCCAUUGUUUAUGGAGUGAGAACCAAGCAGAUCCGCGACAGAUUGGUCUUCUUCUUCCGGUAUAAGGGAACCUCACCCAUACCUAUGUGCAUCAUGCACAGAAUUUACUGA